AUGCGCUAAAACUUUUUAAGAAAUCCGCCAACAAUAAGCAAAAAUGGGCGCUGGAUUAUCAAAAAAAGUUUCUGGAAAGAAAAGUAAAUUCAAGAAUUUCUCAAUCAUCAAGUUGGGACGGAAUCGUAGAUCGAAAAUUCCAGAACGGAAGCAUGAUACCAGGGUACAUUUUCUUCCUCAGCCCGCGGUAACAGGAGAUUUAAAAGAAGAUAUUGCCCAGGAGGAUGGGCAAAGAAAGAAAAGAAUUAAAGAGUCUAAACCUGAUAAUCCAUCUGUGGCACAGCUAGGAGAAAUCAAUUCUGAAGAUCAUAGUUUGUCGGAAACAUUGAGAGAAAGGUUUGGGCAGCGCCGUUCUCAUAGAUCAGGAGGAGAAUGGAACCGGUUUCUGCAAUCCCUAGCACGUGGUCCGUAGCACGUGGACAUAUGUCUGCUGAUAUUUCAGCUGAGUUUCAGCUAAAUUUAAGCGUUAAAUAUAUAUUGGCUGAAUUUAUCAGUUAAAUCCGUUAACUGAUUUUAUCAGCUUAAUAUGUAUCACGUAAAUUUAUAAGCUGAUAUUUUGUGUGUGUAUAAUGUAUAUUGUUGUUUAAAAAAAUAUUUUUGUUUUUA
Molecule: messenger RNA, 606 nt
Organism: Eurytemora carolleeae
Lineage: Eukaryota; Metazoa; Arthropoda; Copepoda; Calanoida; Temoridae
Exons: 4
Coding region: 44-412 (122 amino acids)
Source: RefSeq, a predicted model, not a curated record